Colletotrichum truncatum is the source of this 1500-nucleotide messenger RNA. Its product is annotated as flotillin domain-containing protein. NCBI's taxonomy places the organism in Eukaryota, Fungi, Ascomycota, Sordariomycetes, Glomerellales, Glomerellaceae. The record is from RefSeq and is a predicted model, not a curated record. Gene Ontology annotation, cellular component: plasma membrane. Gene Ontology annotation, biological process: protein localization to plasma membrane.
AUGUCUUACAGAAUCGCCGCCCCCGAUGAGUACCUCGCCAUCACGGGUAUGUCCGUGAAGUCGGUCAAAAUCACAAAGGCAGCAUGGGUCUGGCCCUUCCAGCGCUGCAUGCGCUUCAGCGUACAGCCCCACGACUACGCCAUGAACCUGCAGGCCAUGACCAAGGAGAAGCUUCAGUUCCUGCUCCCCGUCGUCUUCACCGUCGGUCCCGACGUCAACUCCAGAGGGGCCAACGCGACUCACCCCGGCCACGGUAACUCGGGCGCCGCCUCCAGCCACGCCGAUGAUGAGGACUACAUCCCCGCCAACCGCCGCGAGGACCGCGGCGACGCCCUCAUGAAGUACGCCAUGCUCCUCGCCGAGGCCCUCGACAAGAAGGGCGGCACCAUGGCCCACCUCGAGAACAUCGUCAAGGGUGUCAUUGAGGGUGAGGUCCGUGUGCUGGUCUCCAGCAUGACCAUGGAGGAGAUCUUCACCGAGCGCGAGGUCUUCAAACGCCGCAUCUUCAAGAACAUCCAGUCGGAGCUUUCUCAGUUCGGUCUCGUUAUCUACAACGCCAACGUCAAGGAGCUCAAGGACGCCCCCAACUCCAUCUACUUUGAGUCGCUGUCCCGCAAGGCCCACGAGGGCGCCACGAACCAGGCCCGUAUCGACGUCGCCGAGGCCCAGCUGCGCGGUAAUGUUGGAGAGGCCCAGCGCAAGGGUGAGCAGGACCGUGAGAUCGCAAAGAUCAACGCCGAGACCGCUGUCCAGAAGACGGAGCGUGACAUUGAGCGCGCCACCGCCGAGGCCAACCUCGACACCCGCCAGGCCUCGCUCACCAGGGACGUCGACAUCGCUCGCGUGCAGGCCAGGCGCGCUCUCGAGUCCAAGGACGAGGACCUCAAGAAGGAGGUCGAAGUCAAGCGCGCCGCCGCCGAGAUGGAGCGCCUGCGUGCCACCGACGUCGUCAAGGCCACCAUUGAGCGCGAGGCGAGACAGCAAAAGGCCGACGCAGAGGCCUACGCCGUCGAGGCCGACGCCAAGGCGCACUACGAGAAGAACAAGCGCGAGGCCGAGGCCGCCCAGUACGCCGCCCAGCUCGCUGCAGAGGCCGACCUCGCCGUCGCGCUCAAGAAGGCAGAGGGUGUCGCCGCGAUGGCCGACGCCUACGGCAAGAUGUCCCAGGCCUUUGGCGGCCCCGCCGGCCUCAUCCAGUACCUCAUGAUCGAGAAGGGCACCUACGUCGAGCUGGCCAAGGCCAACGCGGCGGCCAUCCGCGGCCUCGAGCCCAAGAUCAGCGUGUGGAACACCGGCAGCCAGGCCGGCGAGGGCUCCAACGGCAACUCCGGCGUCGACACCAUGCGCAACGUCUACCAGAUGCUGCCCCCCCUGAUGACCACCAUCAACGAGCAGACCGGCAUCACCCUGCCCGAGUGGCAGUUUGGCAAGCUCAACGCUGGCAUGAACGCCAUGCAGGGCGAGCAGGCCGGCAAGCACGCUGUCAACGGCGGCCACUAG